Cladophialophora carrionii CBS 160.54 is the source of this 729-nucleotide messenger RNA. RefSeq lists its product as uncharacterized. The coding region runs from base 1 to 729 and encodes 242 amino acids. The transcript has a single exon. Gene Ontology annotation, molecular function: ureidoglycolate hydrolase activity; ureidoglycolate lyase activity. Gene Ontology annotation, biological process: allantoin catabolic process. The record is from RefSeq and is a predicted model, not a curated record. Lineage: Eukaryota; Fungi; Ascomycota; Eurotiomycetes; Chaetothyriales; Herpotrichiellaceae.
AUGGCCAUGACCACAACAGAGACGAUCCAGAGUGUGGAUUCUGAAAUCGUGCACGCCGGAGAUGGCGUCGCCUUGGAUCCCGGCGAGAUCUCCUACACACCGACGACGGGAGUGCGCAACCUGUUCGAGACGCCCCUCGUGCGAGCCACGCCCGAGACCAUCAAGGGAUACGGCGAAAUCGUCGACUCUCCGCACGAACAUCACAUUGAGAUUGUGCGCUGGCCGGCGCAGGGCUGGCGACCGGUCGACGCAAACUCGGGCGAUCAAGGCGGCGUCACCGAGGGCGUGUUUGAAUUCUGGUGGAAAGGUGACACGUUGUACGCUCGAAACAACGCCGUCGGGUCGUCCUAUCUGUUCGCGUGGAGCCGGUUCCCAGAGGAGGCUGAGACGGGCGGCGCUCCACGCGUCCCGCGGGAACGAGCCAUGAUAUGGCGCGCAAAUUACCAUCCCGACGGGGGACAGUUGUUCUUCCCAAUCAAUGGCGAAAGCUUCGUCGUCCCUCUAGCACUUCCCGGUGACGACGUGACGCCGGAGAAAUUCAUCGCGUUUCGGUGUGAUGGUGGGAAAGGCCUGUACAUUCAUCCGAACGUCUGGCAUGGGGCCGUGGUGCCCGUCGACGACCACGCACGGCUACUCGACAGACAGGGCCGCGUGCAUGCUCGAAUAUCGGUCGAUUUCGCCAAGGAAUUUGGAGGAUAUUUGUCUGUGCCGUUACGACCUGUAGAUUAG